Messenger RNA from Cutaneotrichosporon cavernicola, 2271 nucleotides. RefSeq lists its product as uncharacterized. Gene Ontology annotation, molecular function: protein binding. The transcript is spliced from 3 exons. Gene Ontology annotation, biological process: negative regulation of G2/M transition of mitotic cell cycle. The record is from RefSeq and is a predicted model, not a curated record. The coding region runs from base 1 to 2271 and encodes 756 amino acids. Gene Ontology annotation, cellular component: cell division site. Lineage: Eukaryota; Fungi; Basidiomycota; Tremellomycetes; Trichosporonales; Trichosporonaceae.
AUGGUGUCCAUUCCCGCGCGUAGCCCAACGCUCCACGCCAAAUCGUCCAACAGCGCUCUCAACUUUGGCGGUAUCGCUGCAUCAACCUAUUCGCCGCUCGAUCAGCUCAGACUCGCGCGUUCGCCGCUCACCGAUCUCGUCAACGACCCGCUAUGCAGGACAACGCCCAACCCCUCCGUCCCCACUCCCCUUCCCCAGCCCCAGUCUUCUGUCACGCCUUCACCAUCCGCCAUUCCUCCCCUGAAGCUCAACCUCUUCCGCUCCUCGUCCAUCUACUCGUUCGACAGUGAAUACUCGUAUUCCACCCUCAGCGCGGAUGACGCUACCGAGCGUUAUGGCUACCCGCUUGCGGCAGAACAGGGCUUGUCUUCCGAGACAGACACCCCUCUGUCACCUGCAGAAGCACCCGACGACGCGUACAUGUCUCCGGACGAGGCAGACGUUAUAGUCUUCUCGACGCCGUCAACGCCACGGGGUCGUCGCUUCCUGGGCUCGGACGCCACAUCACCUGUCGCAUCUGGGGCAGCCACACCCACAGCGAUGCUCGCACGUUCGGAACAUCGUACCGACCCAGACGCUCAGACCCUGCCGUACGCACCUGGCACGCUACGCAGCGCAGUGUCAGAAGGGCCGUUCGCGCUUCGAUCUGUUCCUGUGCGCACACCACGCUCGACAUCGGCAUCCACCUCGCCCAGGGGCUCUCAGGCUUACCCGGCAGCUCGAGCCGUGUCCGAGCCCCUAGACCUUUCAACAUCACAUAGAAUCGGUGCCCCCGUCGCCCAAUUGGCCAUUAGCCCUCGCUACCCCGAGACAGUUGCCGCCCCCGACUGGGCAAGUGUGCACGGUGAGCUGGGCUCGGACUGGGGAGACGACGAGAACGAUUUCGAAUGGCUCGACAGCUCAGAGGCCCCUCGAGCUGACACGAUCAACGACCACCAGCGGGCCGGGCCGCGCGGCCACGGUGGUGCAGCAACAGGCGACUGCUCUUCAUCUGGCACCGAGGGCGCCUGUGCGCCGCCACUCGAGCGCCGGAGAACCAAGAAGAGGAGACCGUAUGUCAUUCCCCGGCGGCCUGCUCCGCCACCUCCGCCUGACGGUGGCAUUUCUGUGGUCCCCGUCGAGGUGACGCGUAGUCGCUCUCCGGGUCCGGGAAAGUCGCACACAAGCAGUGCAGCGGACCGCAGUUCGCCUUCCCCUGAUGGAGUGCUAGACUUCCCGAAACCAAACAACCUGCAUGACGACGGCUCCUCAAACAUGGGAUCCACCUCAAACCUUCCGGGUGCCGAGGAACAGUCCCUGCCACCCCUCGUCAUCAUUACCGCAACUCCGCCGCGUCAGAGCCCAGCGCUGCUCUCCGCCAAGGACAGAAACGCAAUCACGAUGAACAAGAGCGCCUCGCACCAGUCUGGCUACUCCUUUUACGACCUAGGGGACUCGCCUAGCCGGACGCCCGACCGUAAUGCCUCGGGCACGUUCCCGCGCGGCAAGUACGCGCGUGUCCCUCUGCACGAGUUGAACGGCACGUCGCCGACCGAAUCGACCAAGAACCGCCAACGCAUCGACACUGGGUCGCGCCAUUCGCGCAGGCCUAGUGCCGAUGACGCCCCGUCCCCAAUGUCUGGCCGCAGGGGCCUUCGCUCGCCUGACUCGUCUGCGACACUGUCGCGCACUAACUUGAAUCACGUGCCGACGUUGGCCGAAGCGAGCAUGAUGAGACCGGAGGAGCUCGUCGCAGCGGGCCUGCAGCGGCGUGAGGCGGGCGACAAGCCCAAGUCGGCGUGGUUCUUCAUGAAGGCCGCCGAGCUCGGCAGCGUCACAGGCCAGCUACACUGGGGUAUUGCGCUCCGUCACGGCCUGGGAAUUGGGCGCGACGAAAGACGUGCCUUCACCGAGCUUAGUGAAGCCUGCGACCGUGGUCUGGCCGAGGGCGUCUUCGACCUGCGCGCUGCGGUUGGCUCGCUCCUCCCUCCCACUACUGCCCGCCAGAUGCCGCGUGACUUGGCCGUCGGGCUGUUCGAACUGAGCAACUGCUACCUUGAUGGCGCGGGCACGCGGCGCAACGCCGAUCUUGCACUAGAGUAUCUGCGCAUGGCGGGUUCGCUGGGUGACAUGGCUGCGCAGGAGCAGCUUGGCCUCGUGCUCUCUAAAGGCAUGAACAGCGUCAAGAAGGACUUGCGUGAGGCGGCCAAGUGGUACCGCGCCGCCAUCCAGAACGGGUCCAACACGCCGGGCCUUGCAUGGGUGUGGAAGGACAAGUACAACGAUGCGUAA